This is a messenger RNA of Erigeron canadensis, 807 nucleotides long. Its product is annotated as zinc finger MYM-type protein 1-like. Lineage: Eukaryota; Viridiplantae; Streptophyta; Magnoliopsida; Asterales; Asteraceae. Bases 1 to 807 code for a protein of 268 amino acids. The record is from RefSeq and is a predicted model, not a curated record. The transcript is spliced from 2 exons.
AUGGUUGAUGAGUCACGGGAUGAAUCCAAAAAAGAGCAACUGGCCAUAGUCGUAAGAUUUGUUGAUGUGAAAGGGGUGAUACGGGAAAGGUUCUUGGAUACAGUUCAUGUAGAAAAUACUGAUGCGGCGACUUUAAAGGCUAGUUUGUGGAAUAGAGUUUUGAAUCAAAAUUUUGAUACUGGAAAAAUUCGUGGUCAAGGUUAUGAUGGUGCUAGAAAUAUGAGUGGGGAAUGGAAUGGAUUACAGACACUCGUUCGGCAGCAUAGUCCUUACGCGUUACAACUUGCCUUAGUUUGUAUCUCAAAGGAAGUUGAUCCAAUACACGAGUUCUUUGAUAAAUUAGCUUAUGUAAUAUAUGUGGUUUGUGCUUCUAGUGAGCGUCACGAUGAGUUACAAAAGACGAAGGCAAUUGAGAUUAACGAAUUAAUGGAGUUGGGUGAAAUCAAAUCGGGAAAAGGAAAAAACCAGGUCAAGACAUUAAGAAGGGCCGGGGAUACACGCUGGGGUUCCCAUUAUAAUUCCAUUUCUAGUUUGAUUAACAUGUUUGGUGUCACUCGGGCUGUUCUCAAGGGAAUAAUGGACAACACUACUCAUAAUACCCGUCCUCAACGUGGAGAUUCUCAAGUGGCUUAUACUCAUUUGAAGUCAUUUGAGUUUGUGUUUGUUCUUCACAUGAUGAAAGAGGUGAUGCAAAAGACUGAUGCACUUUCUCAAGGAUUACAAAAGAAAUCCCAAGACAUCCUUAAUGCAAUGGAUUUACUUUCAGCCACAAAGGUUAGUCUAAAUGAUUUUAGAAACAAUGGUUAG